Messenger RNA from Mytilus californianus (California mussel), 1146 nucleotides. Its product is annotated as 3-methyl-2-oxobutanoate dehydrogenase [lipoamide] kinase, mitochondrial-like. Lineage: Eukaryota; Metazoa; Mollusca; Bivalvia; Mytilida; Mytilidae. Gene Ontology annotation, molecular function: pyruvate dehydrogenase (acetyl-transferring) kinase activity. The record is from RefSeq and is a predicted model, not a curated record. The coding region runs from base 205 to 1131 and encodes 308 amino acids. Gene Ontology annotation, cellular component: mitochondrion. Gene Ontology annotation, biological process: regulation of glucose metabolic process; protein phosphorylation. The transcript is spliced from 9 exons.
GCCACAGUGCAGUCUUUCAUCUGUAGCGUGACCGCAACAAACGAUGGGCUGUGAAUACCUGCAGCAGUUUCUUAGAAUGUAUUCAAUAUAUAGACACAAAAAACAGUCAGACAGUUGGAAUUGUUGAUAGUUUAGAUAAUAAUGGACUGAAAUUUCGCAUGAAAGGGAUCUUAUGUUAAUUAAGUGUGUGUAAAAGUAACGAAAAUGUCUUCUGUUGUGAUCAGCUGUUCGCGACUUCCUCUCCUAAGUUUUCGACAUCUGUCAGGUUAUGCACAGAAAAGAUCAUGGUCUGAUGAUGUAUAUUAUAGAUCUACUGAAUAUAGAGAAAGAUCAACCUCGGUUACAUCUUUUUACAACCAAAGUGAAAUAGACAACAUUGCAGCAAAGUCUUCCAUACGUCUGACACCUACGACUAUCCUGUAUGCUGGGAAAAGUCCUGACAACAGUCACCUAUUGAAAAGUGCCCAGUACCUGUACAAUGAGUUACCUGUCCGUAUUGCCCAUCGUAUUGUGGGAUUUAGAGGUCUACCAUUUAUUGUUGGAUGUAACCCUACCAUACUUCAAGUUCAUGAGAUGUACAUCAGAGCAUUCCACAUCCUGUUUAAACAUCCACCAGUGAUGGAUUUAAGAUCAGAAGAGACAUACACAGAAACAUUACAACAACUUCUGGACGAGCAUAAAGAUGUAGUGACAUUGUUAGCAGAGGGAUUCUCAGAGUGUAGAAAACAUUUACAGAAUGAAGGAAUGAUUAAAGCUUUCUUAGACAGAACUUUAAAGUCAAGACUUGGUAUACGGAUGUUAGCAGAACAUCACUUAGCCUUACACAGUGAAAAGCCAAACCAUGUUGGGAUCGUCACUGCAUCGUUCUCACCUCGUUCACUAGUCACACAGAAAGCCGAGUUUGUAAGAGAUGUUUGUCAAAAUAAGUAUGGACAUGCCCCAGAGUUCAGAGUGACAGGACACGUACAUGCUACUUUUCCAUACAUUGCUCCACCAUUAGAAUAUAUAUUGGGGGAACUUCUUAAGAAUGCAUUUAGAGCUGUAGCAGAAAGCCACAUGGAAAACAGACAUAAUCUACCAGAUAUCAAUAUCACUAUAGCUAAUAAUGACAGAGACUUCAUUAUCAGGUGAGAGGUUUUCUCAUUU